CCCCUGGGGGCGGCAGGAGGGGGACUGUCGGCUGCCAGCGCCUCCCCUCCCUGCCGGAGUAGGGCCGAGAGGCGGUCGGGUUGCACGGGGUGCGAAACGAGGCGAGAGUCAGAGUUAGUGCCAUAUGACGGAGCCAAAAUGUUGGAGGACAUCAAGAAGCGGUUUGAAUUUCCUAAUGUGGUUAUUCAGUCACAGGCGGUGAGUCAUCUGAUUGCUGCAGUACUGAAAGAAAAUGUCUCUUCACAGAAGAUCAGACAGGCGUCUGACAAGACUCCUGCUCUGAACCUGCUCUGGGAGAAGUGCUGCAGUGAGGAUGUUGCCUUGCGAACAGCCUGCUCUGAAGGCUUGGUGGCACUUGUUGCAGAGGAACAUGCUGAGCUUGAUUAUGUUCUUCAUGGAGCUCUCAACCUAAUUCCCUCAGCAAGGAAUGUGCAUGGUUUAGUAAAAACUAUUUCAAAAUUACUACAAAUUCAAGCUCUUAAACUGGAAAAAGAUGGAGAUGAAGCUGUUUGGAAUCUUUAUGGAAUCAGGAACAUCCCUCAUCCCUUCAUCACUGUCCUUGAAAAUAGACCUGACUGCUGGCCACUUCUGCUGCAGCAGUUAAUAGUAUUUUUCCACCAGUGUCCAGAAUGGGCACAGAGUUCAUGUGUUGGCAUAAUGACUCCAUUUAUAAGAUACCUGUAUUGUGAACCAUCUCAGUCACGGGAAUAUGCUGAACUGAGAAUGGGUUUACUUAAGAUCUUACUUCAGGCUCAUGGUCCAAAGCAAGAAGCAGCACCCUCUGUGAUGGAAUGCCAGAUUCUUCAGCUUCUGUGUGAUUUGAUUCCACACCUUCAGUUUAAAGAUUUAAUGCAAGUUACAGAAGCCUCGUUUUUUCUGCAAGAGCUAUUCCUCAGCCUACUGCAAUAUCCUGUGUUUUGGAAAGAUCAAUUACCCCAGUUUUGUCUGCAACUGUUAUGCUUCUGUGAAGUGUGUUUGAAUGUAACAGGAGAGUGCUCAUCUUUGGUCUCCUUAAUAGAGGACAACCUUGAGCUUUUAGAAAAGGUAUUUCCAGUGGAACAGUAUAUAGUUGGGCUAGCCCUUUUGCUGCUGCAAACACCAGACAGUCAGCAGAAAUCUCUUUUGAGUCUAGCCUGCAAGCUCCUUUCCUGCUCAGAAACAAUGAACAUUUCCACCACAGCCCUUGUUUUGAUUAUGCCUGUGCUCCAGAUCUUAUCUUCUACAACAGUUGGAGACUGCCUGUUAGGGGAUGUUACGGGAACUACCAGACAGCAGCUGGCUGUAAAUCUCUUGGGAUUAUUACAGGGGGAGCAUGUGAAGAAUAAAAAGGAAUCGGUGUCCUGCAAACUCCUUUGCCCCAUAACCAGCUCUUACAGUGCAUUGUAUACCACCUGGAAAAUCAUAGAGCUCAUGAAGGAGAAGUCUGCAGUUACCAACUGGUUGUCUUCAGUGAAAUCAUUGCUGCCUGUUACCACUGAAGUCCCUGCCCAUGUUUUUCUUCUGCUGGCUUAUUUAGUGAUCCAGGAAAGUGGAGAGAGUCUUCAUGAUGUACUCCAGGCUACUACAGAAAUAGCCAAGGCUGAUUUUUCUCAGGUCCCAAGUCUGAUCUCAGUUCUGAUAUUUAAGUUGGGAAGACCUUUGGAGCCUGUAUUGUACAGGGAUAUACUGUAUACAUUGCCUACAUUGGGUGUACACAAGGUGUGUGUAGCUCAGAUUCUGCGUGCCAUACACAUUCUGGGGAACACACCAAAGCUUAGAGCAAUUGCCUUGCGACUGAUGACAUGUUUAUGGGAAAGACAGGAUCGAAUUUACCCAGAAUUGCAGAAGUUCUUGGCGAUGUCUGAUAUGCUCUCUUUGUCUGUUGACAAAGAUGCUCAGUGGGAAAAGCUGGUUGCUAAAGCUGCUUGUAUAAGAGAUAUUUGUAGGCAUAGGCCAUACCAACACGGAGCAGAUAUGUUGGCUGCAGUUUCCCAGGUACUAAAUGAAUGCACAAGACCUGAUCAAGCUACACCUGCUGCCUUAGUGUUGCAGGGUCUUCGGGCACUUUGUGAGGCUGAGGUUGUUUGCAUCCGUUCUACAUGGAAUGCCUUGUCACCAAAGCUGAGUUGUGAUACAAGACCCCUAAUUUUAAAAGCUCUGAAUGAAUUGUUUGCCCUGGUUCCCUCAUUAACAGUGAAUACAAAUGAAUAUGAGAAAUUCAAAGCUCAAGUUAUCAGCUUCCUUUGGAACAACACACAAAACAAGGAUGCUCUUGUAGCCAUUUCAGCCUAUAAAUCGCUCUCGUCAUUUGGCUCUGAAGAACAUAGAAUUCUUCAUCUUCCUGAACAGGCACGAUUGGAAGUUGACUCACAGGAGGCAGACAUGAAUGAAGAUGGAGAGGAGGAGACAGAUAUUUUUGUUCCAGGUUCUUCAUACAUCAAACUGUUGUCUAUAACACCAGCUUCUGUUUUAGGAGCGUUUGAAGAGUUUGCAGCAUCACUUGUAAAACAGGAGAUGACCAACAUGCCCCGUGGUGUGUAUCACUCUGCCUUGAGAGGAGGAGGGUCCAUACGCACAGACCGGGGGAAGACUGUCGCUGGUGUUCCAAAUUUCAUGCUGAAAAUGUAUGAGAGGAAUGAGCAACCAGGCAUGACAGCAGGCCUUGCAGCUGGCUUGUUGUUUUGUUACGACCUCCCAGUCCACAUGGGCAAAGAUGGCAAGCCCAUUCCUCGGUUUCUGGCCAGCCGGGGCCGCAGUUUCCAGCAGAUGUUGGCGCACCUCAUCCACAAGGUCAACAUUCAGCCUUCUGAAUGGCACCGCUCCAUGCUGCUGCCUCAGGCCUGGUUAGGAUUUUUGAGUCGAACCUACAGUGCAGUCCUUCAGGGGAGGCAGGCAGAGCUGGAUAUGCAGUUAAAACAUGGAAAAGACAACCCCGAAGAGGUGCAGUACAAAAAAUUCACAGCCUGGCUCUGGGUCAGAGAUAUGUUGACUGAUGUCAUCAAGGUUGCUUCCAAAGAGAGCCCAGUGGUGAAGGGAAAUUCUAUUUUUGCCUUAACUGGACUUGCUGUUGCUGUAGCCAAACACGAAAGCAGCCUUUCCUCAGACACUGAAGGGGUGCCUGAGACUGAACCUGAUUUUCUUCCCACAACGCAAUGGAUUUCUAUGGUCACAGAGACUCUCCUUAGUAUUGUUAAUAGCCGCUAUCAGCCUAAAGGUCAAGUCUUCCCAUGGUUCUAUCAGAAAUCCUAUUCAGGUGAAAAUACUGCGAGUAUUAUCGCUCGUUCCUGUGCAGCCACUGCUUUGUCUCUCCUGGUGCCAGUUUUCGUAGUGUCAUGCAAGGAGAGGAUUGAGGAGGUCCUGAAUAUGCUGACUGACAGAUUACCUGGGAAGCCAAAUGCUGAUGAGUCUCAGGCUCUUCAAGUCCACGUGGGCCUUGGUUUGGGGAUGUUUAUCUCACGUUUGUAUGAAGAAAAAGUAAGUGAUGUAUCUGGUCAACAGAUUAAUUUAGUCCUAAUGAAGUCCCUGGAUGCACUAGAAGACUGCUGCUUUGACACCAGUCUGGAGUAUAACACUGGAUGUAUUUUGGGACUAGGACUUGUUCUUGCACUUAUGAGUUACAGUAGCCAAACAGAAUCACGAGUGCAUGUUUCCGCUUCAUUGAGAAAACUCUGCAAAUUUCUGGAUACCAGUGAGAACCAAAGCAGAUGGGUCCAGGAGGUUCUUGCCUAUUCUGUGGCCUGCUCCUGUGUCUCUGCUUUCAGUGUUGGAAUCAUAGAAGCAGCUGAGGCUGAGGAGGCCAUGAACAAGUUACGGACCUUAGUGGAAAAUAAUCAGCAGACCCAUAGUUUUGCCUUAGCUCUAGGUGCAAUAGUACAUGGAUUGUCAGUUUGUGGUCAUGGGAGAGCAGAAGAUCUGAGUCACAGACUAAUGACUGCCUGGAUAAAAGUUGUGCUUGCAGAGGGUUCUCCAACAAUGCAGCGUCUGGCUGCUGUCAAUGGGCUGGUUGCAUUGGUGGGCUCUGAAGAAGUUAUGAUACAGCUGAAAUCUGAAAGCAUUCAGUCCUCCCAGUUUCAAAGUAAGCUGAAUGAAGUCAUCAGAACUAUUACACAGCUCAUCAGUUUUUCAGGGCAGAUUGGCCUUCAGACAAAUGCAGCAGGACUUCUGGGGUGCCUUCAUAUGUCCUGUUCUUCUUCUACUCAGAAUAGGUCAUCCGUUCCUCCAGAUUUUAGCUACUUGCCUAAAACCAGCUUUAUCAGAGCAGCUAUCGACUUUGCCAUUGAAAGUGGAAAGAAAGGCCCAGAAUCUGUCGAGGCUGAGCUGGUGAAAGUAGUGAUGGCACCCAUUGCAUUAGUUGGAGAAAGCCAUCAGUAUCCACCUGUAAACUGGGCAUCUAUUCUAGCUCCUUUGAUGAGGCUAAACUUUGGUGAUGAGGUAAAAUAUCUCUGCCUUCAAGUGGCUGUGACACAGGCCCAGUCAUCUCAAAAUGCAGCAAUGCUUUUGGGGAUGUGGGUCACACCUCCCCUUGUCUACAGUCUCAGUAUGAAAACUCAGGAAUACCUUUUCAAGUCCCUGGCUCUGUGGAUGAAACAUGUUGCAGAAGACAAACUACAGUCUUUUACAAAAGUGUUUCUGAUACAACAAUUUGAAGUGAAGAACCACACAAAAACCCCAGAAAUUUGCCAGUGUAUUUUACAGGGGCUCAUGCAAGCAAUGAAACUCCCCAACCCUGCCCCAUACUGCUGGAGCUCUCUGUGCCAGGCUGUGGAGAAAAUAUUUGAGCUCCUACCAAAUGAGAUUCAGAGAGGCAAACUGGAGAUGUAUAUUGACACAGCAAAAUGUAUCUCAGAAAUGUCUGAUUCAGAGAUUGAGCGCAUUGUCCAGUUCUCAGAGAACAAUAUAGAGAAGGUCACAUUCAUGAAAGUGUAUUUAAUUUCUCAAGGCAGACUGCCUCUCUUGAACUUUACUGCCGUGAUUGAUACUGUUGCACCAGGUGGCCAGAAGGAUGGUAUUUUAUGGAUGCUUUUGCAUGGUUUGUAUCACACUCGUAUUGUGAGCCACGAAAACACAGGAGUGCUGAAAAGAAGGGACUGGCUGCUAGACCUCAUGGGCUACAUCAGAAAUUUAGCAUACAAGUCAACAGUCUCAGGACAUGUUGGUCUUAAAGAGUCCGUAGAUUUCCUCCUGUGGCUUUUUGCAGCUUUGGUGGUGGCCUGGGCUGACCAUGGUACACCAUUACUGCUUGGCCUCAGUGCUGACUGGUCCCCAUGGAAGCACCAAGCAGUAUUACCAGAAUUACCUGAGGAUCACAUUGGCAAUCACCCCAUUGACAAGCUUGCCAUGCAAGAGAUUCUCACACUUCUUCCAAGGAGUAUCUCCCUUUUGCUGGCUAAAGAGCCUUGGAAGGAACACACAGCAAAGUUUAUUGACUGGAUGAUCGAUAUGCUGGGAAGUCCUGAGGAAGUAUUGUCAAAAACUUCUGUGGACCUGCUGAAAGUUACACUUCUGGCCUUAAGAUCUCUUGCAGAGUUCAAGAAGAAAGCAGUGUGGACUAAAGCCUAUGGGUGGUAGCUGCAUACCAUACGUUACUCAGUGGAAAAUACUUGAUACUGGAGUGAUAAGAUUACUACAUAGGCAUCAGAAAGACCAGUUUCAAAGAGAUUUCCUACCAGAAGAUUUUUUCAUUUUUUAAAAUCCUUUUACCUUCUCCCAAAACUCGGAAGAUGAAAAAGAAUAUUUUGUUUUCACUGAUAAGUUGUUGUUCUUUUACAAACUACUUAUGACUUGAGCUGUGCUGAAUCUAAAUGUUCACAUUCAGUUUUUUCAAUUGAGUUCUUUCCUUGACACCUGGGAACCUUGAUAGCUGGAGCAGAAUAUUCUUUCAACUCAUGAAAGCUUUGUAGGAAUGAGUGGGAAAAAAACCUUGUAAAAUUAGUUUGGGUGUUGCCUACUUACUAAAGUAUGUUUUAGUGCAAUAGGCUUCUGAAUGAGCAUUAAUUUUUAACUGAUAAGCCUUUUUUAGUAAUAACAUGGUGCCCUUAAGAACUAGCAACUACACACUGAAAGUAUGUAAUGUGAGCAGGGUUUCUCAAAGGGGCAGUAUGCUUAUUAAUUUUCCACUGACUUUAUUAAGAUCACUGAAAUAAGUCAGUUAUCCAAAUGGCUACUUUGUCCCCAGCUCCAGGAUGGCUACAUUUUUCUUUAAAUUUCUGGUUUUGCCUCCUU
Calypte anna (Anna's hummingbird) is the source of this 6201-nucleotide messenger RNA. RefSeq names its product focadhesin (gene FOCAD). Gene Ontology annotation, biological process: regulation of post-transcriptional gene silencing. Bases 139 to 5547 code for a protein of 1802 amino acids. The transcript is spliced from 44 exons. NCBI's taxonomy places the organism in Eukaryota, Metazoa, Chordata, Aves, Apodiformes, Trochilidae. The record is from RefSeq and is a predicted model, not a curated record.